CGCUUUGAUCAUGCCCGUGCUGCUCCCGCGGAGGUCCGCGUGCCUCCCGCUCGUGCUGUCUCUGCUCGUGCUGUGCCACAACCGUUGUGAAGCAAAGUUCAAUUCAACACGGUCUUCAAAAGACAUCACCACUUUCACCAAGAUCCUGGACAGUCUCCUGGAUGGCUAUGACAACCGCCUGAGACCCGGGCUGGGAGAUCGAGUGACUGAGGUAAAGACAGACAUCUAUGUGACCAGCUUUGGCCCAGUGUCUGACACAGACAUGGAGUACACGGUGGAUGUAUUCUUCCGCCAAAGCUGGAAAGACGAGCGACUCAAGUUCCAUGGACCAAUGAACAUCCUCCCUCUGAACAACCUGAUGGCCAGCAAGAUCUGGACCCCCGACACCUUCUUCCACAACGGCAAGAAGUCUGUGGCCCACAACAUGACCAUGCCCAACAAGCUCCUGCGCAUCAUGGAGGACGGGACCCUGCUCUACACCAUGAGGCUGACUGUUCAAGCCGAGUGUCCCAUGCAUCUGGAGGACUUUCCAAUGGACUCCCACUCAUGCCCUCUGAAAUUUGGAAGCUAUGCCUACACUAAAACAGAAGUGACGUACAUCUGGUCCCGAAAUGCCACCGAGUCUGUGGACGUGGCUGCAGACGGAUCCAGGCUAAACCAGUACGACCUGGUGGGGCAGACGGUGGGCAAAGAGACCAUCAAAUCAAGCACUGGUGAAUACACAGUGAUGACAGCACACUUUCAUCUAAAGAGGAAGAUCGGUUACUUUGUAAUUCAGACGUAUUUGCCUUGUAUCAUGACAGUCAUACUGUCGCAGGUUUCCUUUUGGCUCAACAGGGAGUCUGUCCCUGCCAGAACUGUGUUUGGUGUGACUACAGUGCUCACCAUGACCACCCUCAGUAUCAGUGCCCGUAACUCUCUACCCAAAGUGGCCUAUGCUACAGCCAUGGACUGGUUCAUCGCAGUCUGCUACGCCUUCGUCUUCUCUGCUCUCAUCGAGUUUGCCACUGUCAACUACUUCACCAAGCGCGGCUGGGCCUGGGAUGGCAAGACUGUUGUGGAGGACAAGAGAAAAGAGAUGUCCAUUAUCAAGAAGAACAAUGCAUAUGCCGUGGCUGUGGCUAACUACUACCCCAGCCUGACCAAGGACUCCCCCAUCCCCACUAUCUCCAAGUGUGCUCCCAUUGACCCCAGCAAGAGCCCGGGCAUAACCAUCACCAAGAGCGACCAGACCAAGAAGACCUUCAACAGUGUCAGCAAGAUUGAUCGCCUCUCGCGCAUCAUGUUCCCCGUGCUCUUUGGCAGUUUUAACCUGGUGUACUGGGCCACCUACCUCAACCGAGAACUGGUUAUAAAAGAUAUGGAGACAUUUAGUUGA
This is a messenger RNA of Periophthalmus magnuspinnatus, 1378 nucleotides long. It is a transcript of the gene gabra2a, whose product is annotated as gamma-aminobutyric acid type A receptor subunit alpha2a. The coding region runs from base 11 to 1378 and encodes 455 amino acids. Lineage: Eukaryota; Metazoa; Chordata; Actinopteri; Gobiiformes; Gobiidae. Gene Ontology annotation, molecular function: inhibitory extracellular ligand-gated monoatomic ion channel activity; transmitter-gated monoatomic ion channel activity involved in regulation of postsynaptic membrane potential; GABA-gated chloride ion channel activity. Gene Ontology annotation, cellular component: GABA-A receptor complex; synapse; postsynapse. The transcript has 9 exons. The record is from RefSeq and is a predicted model, not a curated record. Gene Ontology annotation, biological process: monoatomic ion transmembrane transport; nervous system process; synaptic transmission, GABAergic.